Gossypium raimondii (Peruvian cotton) is the source of this 2385-nucleotide messenger RNA. RefSeq names its product G-type lectin S-receptor-like serine/threonine-protein kinase At2g19130. NCBI's taxonomy places the organism in Eukaryota, Viridiplantae, Streptophyta, Magnoliopsida, Malvales, Malvaceae. The record is from RefSeq and is a predicted model, not a curated record. The coding region runs from base 1 to 2385 and encodes 794 amino acids. The transcript has a single exon. Gene Ontology annotation, biological process: protein phosphorylation; recognition of pollen. Gene Ontology annotation, molecular function: protein serine/threonine kinase activity; ATP binding.
AUGGGAAACAGAACAAGGCUUUUGCUUCCUCUCUAUGUUCUGGUUUUUAGCUUUUCGUCAUUUGAAACUUAUGUCUCCAUCGAAAUGGAUACCUUAUAUCCAGGCCAGUCACUCUCUGGUAACCAAACUAUAAGCUCAAGAAAUGGAAGGUUUGAACUUGGUUUCUUUAAGCCAGGUAACUCUACAGGCUACUAUGUAGGUAUCUGGUACAAGAACCUCAAGGUUAAGACUGUGGUGUGGGUGGCUAAUAGAGAUGAGCCACUCCUUGAUCAUUCUGUUUCAAAACUUGAGAUCUCUGAAAAGGGUAGCCUUGUCCUUUACAACCAAUCUGAAAUCCCAGUUUGGUCAGCUGAGCCAUCACCAUCGAACACCAUGAAUUCCACUGUUGCAGUUCUUGAGGAUAGUGGGAAUCUUGUUUUGAGAAAUGGUUCAAGUCCUUCAGUCACAGCAUGGGAAAGCUUUGAUCAUCCUACUGAUACAUGGUUGCCUGGGGCCAAGCUUGGAAGAAGCAAGGUGAGCAAGAAAGGGCUAAUCUAUGUUUCUUGGAGCAGUCCAAAUGAUCCUUCGCCUGGAUUGUUUUCCCUAGGGCUAGACACCAAUGGAACCGGGUGGUAUCAUAUACUGAAGAAUGGGAUUAGGCACUGGACUUGUGGGUAUUGGCUACAGAGAGUUUCCUCUUUUAGUACUGAGACAGUGACUACCAACUAUAUCACAAUGGGAUAUGUCUCAAAUAAGGAAGAAAAUUACUAUUUUUACUCGGUCACCACCUCCUCGGUUCUUGUAAGAUUUCUGAUGGAUGUAACAGGUAAAGUGCAGCAACUCAUAUGGAAAGAUGGUUCUCAGGAAUGGGAAACUAUUUGGGAAAAGCCGAAGGAAACAUGUGAAAUCUAUGCUUUCUGUGGAGCAAAUGGAGCUUGUAAUCAGUUUGGUGGUCCUAAAUGCAAAUGCUUGCCUGGUUUUGAACCUAAAAUUCCUGGAGAAUGGAAAACAGGCAAUUAUACAAAUGGUUGUCUUAGAAAAUCUUUGUUGAAGUGCAAUAAAGAUGUGAAACAUGACUUUCAAGUGAUUGAAAACAUAAGGCUGCCACCAAAUGAAGUGUUGACAAAUAAUAAGAGCUUGAGAGAGUGUAAAUCGGCUUGCUUAAGAGACUGCUCUUGUAUUGCAUACACCAUUGGAUAUUAUGGUAACUGCUCCAUAUGGCGAGAAGAUUUGCUGAACAUCCAAUACCUCACUUUUGGUGACCAUAUUGGAAGAGAUUUAUAUCUCCGGCUUCCCAUGACGGAGUUGGCAGCUUCGAAAGUUAAAAAGAAGUUAAGAAUUGAGCGGCUCACUAUUUGUGCAGCUGCAGCAAUUGUGAUUUUGAUUCCUAUCUUGGUACUAAUGUCAUGGGUUGCGCAUUCUAAGUCUGUGACACUAGUUUCAAUAUGCAGGAUGGCAAAUUUCUCUGGUACCAAACCAACUGAUGAUGCUCUGGUUCUCUUCAAGUUUGGUGAUUUAAAGAGUGCAACAAAGAAUUUUUCCGAAAAAUUAGCUGAAGGAGGCUUUGGUUCUGUUUAUAAAGGAACGCUUCCGAAUUCGGCUGUCAUAGCAGUAAAGAGUCUCAAAGGCCAAGACCAUGAAGACAAGCAGUUCCGCGCUGAAGUGAGCACCAUAGGGACAAUCCAUCAUGUUAAUCUAGUUCACCUUCUCGGGUUUUGUUUGAAGGGGACGAAGAGGUUUCUCGUAUACGAAUACAUGCCAAAUGGUUCUUUGGACAGUCACCUGUUUUAUAAGGAUUCAAAGAUCCUGGACUGGAAAACAAGACAUCAUAUUGCACUGGGAGUAGCUCGAGGAUUAGCUUAUCUCCAUGAGAAGUGCAGAGUAUGCAUCAUACACUGUGACAUCAAGCCUGAGAACAUUCUUCUUGAUGCAGAUUAUAAUCCUUUGCUUUCAGACUUCGGCCUAGCAAAGCUGUUCGGUAGGGAUUUCAGUCGUGUUUUGACCACGAUGAAAGGAACCAGAGGGUACCUUGCACCCGAAAUGAUUUCAGGUGAUCCCAUCACUCCAAAAUCUGAUGUUUUUAGCUAUGGGAUGUUGCUAUUGGAGAUUAUAUCAGGAAGAAGAAACUGGGAGAUAAAAGGUGAUGAGACAGACAAUUACUUCCCAGCUCGUGCUGCGAUAUGUGUAAGCAAUGGAGGGGAUGUGCUAAGUCUGUUGGAUCCCAAGUUGCAGGGGAAUGCAAAUGCGGAAGAAGUCAUCAGAGCUUGUAGAGUAGCAUGUUGGUGCAUUCAAGAUGAAGAACAAAAUAGGCCAUCCAUGGGGCAUGUUGUUCAGAUCCUUGAGGGAGUCCAAGAGAUCAAUAUGCCACCAAUUCCCUGGUUUAUUCAAACCAUCAUAAACUUCUAA